AUGGUAGAAGAAGAGGAGGAGCAUGUCACACCUCAUAGUAAAUUGAUCCCCGGAGCACCAACCUUUGUGCCUAAGGGUAGUAGCAUUGCCUAUGUUUCAUCUCCAUUACAUUGGGGGCGACAAUUGAUUUUAGCAGGUUCUAAUGUUCAAAAAGUUUAUGUCAGUGACAAGGAGCUUAUUGAUGCAUUGUGGGGUUCUAAUGUUGAAAGUUCCGACCCCUUUCACUUCUUGAAUGAAAGUUGGUCUCCUGCUAUUUCUGUUUGCCGUUGGGUUGGAGUCAUUUGUGGUUCUCGUCACCAGCGAGUGAAGUCGUUGAAGCUUUCCAACUUUGCUCUUACAGGAAGAAUUCCCCGUGAUUUUGGAAAUCUCACAUUUCUUGUUUCUCUUGACUUGGGAAACAACCAUUUCCACGGAAAUUUGCCUCAAGAAAUGGCACAUUUGCGUCGGCUUAAGUUUCUUGAUUUAAGUUUAAACAGCUUCAGAGGGGAAAUUCCUUCUUGGUUUGGGUUUUUACACCAACUUCAAGUUGUAAACCUUAGGAGUAACAGUUUUACUGGUUCCAUUCCUCCGUCACUCUCGAAUGCCUCAAGGUUGGAGAUUUUAGAAAUAUCUACCAAUUUACUUGAAGGAAACAUCCCGGAAGAGAUUGGCAAUCUUCACAACCUGAAAUCGUUGUCCAUAGAACAAAAUCAGCUUACGGGUUCUAUACCAUUCACAUUAUUCAAUAUUUCUAGAAUUGAAGUCAUUGCAUUUUCAUAUAAUAGCCUAUCAGGAGAUCUUCCCAAUGGUUUAUGCAAUGAUCUCCCAAUACUCAAAGAGCUUUUAUCUAUCCAGAAACAAGCUUGA
This is a messenger RNA of Solanum tuberosum (potato), 846 nucleotides long. Its product is annotated as LRR receptor-like serine/threonine-protein kinase EFR. The record is from RefSeq and is a predicted model, not a curated record. Gene Ontology annotation, molecular function: protein binding. The coding region runs from base 1 to 846 and encodes 281 amino acids. NCBI's taxonomy places the organism in Eukaryota, Viridiplantae, Streptophyta, Magnoliopsida, Solanales, Solanaceae. The transcript is spliced from 2 exons.